This is a messenger RNA of Schizosaccharomyces cryophilus OY26, 1793 nucleotides long. RefSeq lists its product as uncharacterized. The record is from RefSeq and is a predicted model, not a curated record. The coding region runs from base 998 to 1327 and encodes 109 amino acids. Lineage: Eukaryota; Fungi; Ascomycota; Schizosaccharomycetes; Schizosaccharomycetales; Schizosaccharomycetaceae. The transcript has 2 exons.
UCACCACCAACAUGGCUGACAGUUGUUUGCUAUCAGUAACUCAACCGCUAUAUUUGGUUAAGAAAGCUCAUGCUUCUAUUGCCAGAUUGACAUCUAAAGGCAUUAAUGCUUCAAAUUUAAAGACGCUCUACCAUCUUUACUCGCUUGAUACCAUAAUUAUACCCCUUUUGCAAUAAUUGUUUAUCUUUCAAAAUCGACGAAAGACGUAUAUUUAAGCUUUCUUCUACCGAAAGUAAAUGCUUCGUUUCGUUAUUGAGCUUAUCCAGAGAGUAGCGUAAUUACCAAUGGUCUUAGGAACGCAUAAACUCAUCACUCGGUCCUAUCUGCAUUUGUUUAUUUCUAGACGAUGUCAAAAUUUGCAUACAAAUCGAAAAAAAAAAAAUCAAACAGUUGAAGAGCUGUUUUUGAAUGAGCCCUGCCUUACAUUUUCCCUACCUUUCAGUGAACACUCAAAAGCAAACAGUUUGUAAACUAUGUAGGUUUGUCUCUACACAUAUAAUCAAAAUCACCUUUUGUUAAGAUAGGAUAGUAAAUUACAGUCUAACAACUUCAUUUUCUUGCAAUUUUAUGUUAUUCUUACGUUUGUUGCUACGACUGAAAGGUAUGUCAUUUUAGCUUUUACAGCUGCUUCACUGAGUUAGAAGUUUUUGAUUUUGCAUGUUCAAUGAUGCUCCCUUAAAAGUAGGCCAACUAGUCAACCAGGCGCGUUGGAAAUUCUAUCAAACUUUCAUUGAACUCCAGCUUACGAGUAUAAUUUAUUUGUCAAUGUUUGAUUCUCAUGGGAAUAUUAUUGCAAAUAUCUCCAAAAAUAAAUGAUAUCAUAUUGAAAUUCGUCUAAGACGAUUUGCGUCUUUUCAAAACACAGUUGCUGUCCAAAAGUAAACACUGAUGAGAAACCUUGCACCAGCAGGUAGAAAUUGUUAGUCAAUUUCCACCAACCGAAUUCCUACGAAUUUUCAACUGUUGACAUAUCCUUGCAAGACUUAAUUAUUGGAAAAUGGAAUUGAAGGACAUGCCUCACAUCUUACAGCUGUACUCAGGGAAUGAACGAAUGUUGAAACACAUUUGGUGUUUGGUAAAACGCAGACACCAAGUUUUGAAGACUGGCUUCAUACUAACGACAAUUGUGCUAACAUCUUUUAGUCGCAUUGUAUUAUUUAAUUUCUUAAUGGACCACCAUAAUCAAAACUUACGUCUCUUCAUCGUAUUUGAUACAAUUAUAAUGUUGGUACUUUGCUUUUUAUAUCUUUGUUUCCUUUCGCUGUUCAACCGAACGUUCUUGAUUGACUAUGAUAGCUUGCCUAAUCUAUCAGAUCAGACUAGUUAAAGGCAUUAAUGAUAUAGCAAAUUCAUACCUAGUCAUGUUCAAGACGAGUAUUUACGUAGAACCCUCUGUCAACGAGUUUCUAUCACAUUAGUUGAAAGCAAAUCAGGGAUUUGUAUGAUUGCUCGCCAAGCCGAUGAUCCCCAACUUCAUCCUUGAUUGUCAAGAUGCAUAAAAAGACAUAGACCAUUUGUGCUUUCGUUCAACAUUUCACUGUUUUCCGAUGCUGAGAGAGAUUGACUGGAGUGGUAACAGCUUUUUUCUUCAAUGGCUUGAUAUGAAUAAAAAUACUCUGUUUAUCCCUUCGCUAUAAACCAGAAAUCAUGCAUUAAUUCCUAAUGAACGCUCGAAUAGUGCUCCUUCCUCUACUCUGUUGGCGUUGGAAUUCUAAAUAAAUGAAUAACAUAAACACUGAUACAAAUAGAAAAGACACUCAAUAAAGUCCAUAAAAGAUUUGUUCCUUCUGUGA